This is a messenger RNA of Rotaria sp. Silwood1, 1503 nucleotides long. Lineage: Eukaryota; Metazoa; Rotifera; Eurotatoria; Philodinida; Philodinidae. The record is from the annotation of a GenBank genome assembly.
AUGUCUGAAAGUCUGAGAACUCGUUCGAUGAAUCCUGCUUAUCAAACUAAACUUAUGAGUCAAUUAGAAGAACAAUUUAGUAACAUUACACGGUUAUUAUAUACGACUAGUGUAUCUAGUGUUGAACUUGAUCGAAGAGUAUUACCCUAUAUUGCUGAUGAUGUUAUUUUUAAAGAUCCUUGGCAAGAAGGUGGCAAUAAACAGCUCUAUCGAAUUGGCAUGAAGGGUUUUCAUAAUAUGUUUCAUUUUACAUUUGAUACAUUUCAAUUAAAUAUUAAAUUAAAUGAUGAUAAAACAACAGGUCGUUGUAUUGUUGAUGGUAUUAUGAAUUUAAAACAAUUUUCUUGGAUUUAUACAUAUCCAUUACGUUCAAUUUUGGUUUAUGAAUUUCGUUUAUUAAACAAUGAAAAUGAUGAUGAACCACUAUUUGAAAUAUUUCGACAUGAGGAGAUGUGGUCAUUUGCAGAUAUGAUUGAUGGAAUACCUGGUAUUGGAUGGAUCGUCUUCAUGAUUCCAUUACUACGCCAAAGAUGUCCAUUAUUUUUACGCUCAAAAAUUACACGUAUUCCAUCAACGUCUGUUUAUGUGAAUAAUUCUCCAAAUAAAAAUUCAUAUUCAUUUCCUCGAACUUUAUUUAAUGUAAUACCAAAACCAUUACAUCCUUAUGUUCGUUUAAGUCGUAUUGAUAAACCAACUGGAGCUUGGGUUAUAUUUUUACCUGGUGCAUGGAGUAUUGCAUUUGCUGGUACAACAUUAACAAAUCUUUCAUUAAUCGGUUUAUUUGGUAUUGGAACUAUAUUAAUGCGUGGAGCUGGUUGUACAGUAAAUGAUUUGUGGGAUAGAGAAUAUGAUCGUCGUGUUGAACGAACAAAAUCAAGACCAAUUGCAAGUGGAGAAAUAACAAUGCAACAAGGACUUAUAUGGGCGGGUGUUCAAUUAUCAUUAAGUUUUUUAAUACUUAUUCAAUUAAAUAUACCAACCAUUGGCAUUGGUAUUUGUUCAUUAGUACCUCUUAUUAUUUAUCCAGUCAUGAAACGGUAUACAAAUUGGCCACAAUUUUUUCUUGGUAUAACACUCAAUUGGAGUGCAUUAAUGGGUUUUACAGCAGCAACAGGUGCUGUUUAUCCAUCAGUUAUUAUACCAUUAUAUUUUGCUGGUAUUGCAUGGACACUUCAUUAUGAUACAAUUUAUGCUCAUCAAGAUAAACGAGAUGAUUUAAUUGUCGGUGUUAAAUCAACAGCUCUUCUUCUUGGAGACAAGACAAAACUAUGGUUACGAGCUUUUUCUAUUGGUAUGAUAACACAUUUAAUUACAGCUGGUCUUAGUGUUGAUCAAACAUGGCCUUAUUAUAUUGGUUUAAUUGGAGUUGGAUAUCAUCUUCAUCGACAAAUUGAAACAGUUAAUUUAAACAAUAAUCAAUCAUGUUGGAAUACAUUUGUAUCAAAUCGUAUAACAGGAUUGAUGAUACUUGGUUGUAUUUUAGUCGGAAAUUUUUUUAAAUAA